Molecule: messenger RNA, 3854 nt
Organism: Pelodiscus sinensis (Chinese soft-shelled turtle)
Lineage: Eukaryota; Metazoa; Chordata; Testudines; Trionychidae
Gene: CAPN6
Product: calpain 6
Biological process (GO): proteolysis
Cellular component (GO): cytoplasm
Molecular function (GO): calcium-dependent cysteine-type endopeptidase activity
Source: RefSeq, a predicted model, not a curated record
AUGGAGCUAUGCAGAAUGUUAUUUAGCUCUGAGCUUGCUCCAGCUGAGGACGUGUGGCUAGAUAGUCACUUGUGCGGAGCCCUCCAAGGAACUCAGCAGGGGUUGCCAAGCCUUGCUCUAUAUGUUUGUAAGUCCAGUAAGAAUGCCAGCAAGGUUGGACAGAGGACUAUGUCUUCAUCAGUGAAAUCUUUCAAAGAUCAGAAGUAUCAUCAGCUCAAGCAGCAGUGUAUCAAACAAAGACAACUGUUUGAAGAUCCAGAGUUUCCAGCAUCAGACGAAUCCCUUUUCUACAACAGAUUCCCUCCUGGAAGAGUGGAAUGGAAGCGGCCAAAGGAGCUCUGUGAUGACCCAUGCCUGUUUGUAAAUGGAAUCAGCGCCCAUGACUUGCAUCAAGGGAAGCUGGGGAACUGUUGGUUUGUGGCAGCUUGCUCCUGCUUGGCUCUUUGGGAGAAUCUCUGGCAAAAGGUAAUUCCAUGCUUUAAGGAACAAGAAUGGGAUUCCAAGAGGCCCCAGAAAUAUGCUGGGAUUUUUCACUUCCAGUUCUGGUAUUUUGGAGAGUGGACGGAUGUUGUCAUAGAUGAUAGACUGCCAACAAUUAAUGGGGAGCUGAUCUACUGCCAUUCCAACGUGAAGAAUGAAUUCUGGAGCGCACUCCUGGAGAAGGCUUAUGCAAAGCUAGCUGGAUCUUAUGAAGCCCUGGAUGGAGGCACUGCUGCAGAUGCAAUCAUCGAUUUCACGGGAGCAGUGGCAGAAUCCAUUGACUUAGUAAAAGGCAAAUACAGUGAGAAUAUUUCUGAGCAAAUGAAGCUGUUUGAAGAACUGCAGAAAGUACAUAAAAGAGGGGGGUUAAUCAGCUGUUCCAUCACGUCGUCAUCCCCCAGUGACACAGAGGUGGAGACAGAGAUGGGUCUGAUCAUAGGCCAUGCCUACUCGGUGACGGCAGUUCAGAAGGUGCACCUUGGAGAGAGGCUCCUGUUCUCUUUUAAGUCAGAAAAGCUCUUCAUGAUCAGAAUGAGGAAUCCCUGGGGAAAGAAGGAGUGGAACGGUGCAUGGAGUGACCAAUCUGAAGAGUGGAAGAAAGUGAGCGACUCUGAGCGCAAGAGCUUGGGACUUAUUGUUCAAAAUGAUGGCGAGUUCUGGAUGGCAUUUGAAGACUGGUGCAAGAACUUCACCGACGUUGAUGUCUGUCGUAUUGUCAACACUUCGUACUUCAGCAUCCACAAAACCUGGGAGAAGAAAAUGGUGCGUGGGGCAUGGACCAAGCAUUCAGAACCACUGAAAAACCGCUCUGGAGGAUGUUUUGAUUACAGAGCCACCUUCUUACAGAAUCCCCAGUAUGUCUUUGAUGUUAAGAAGGCUGAGGAUAAAGUGCUGAUUUCACUACAGCAACAGGAUCAGCGCAUUUACAAGAAAGAUGGGAAAGGCGACAACUUCCCUAUUGGCUUUGAAAUCUUCAAGGUGGAGUUGAACAGAGAAUAUCGGAUACACAAGCUGCAAAUGCAGGACACACACACUGUGUUCCUGAGGAAGCUCCUUACACAGGGUCGCUAUGUUCUUAUCCCAACGACAUACCGUCCUGGCAUCAUCACUGCGUUUAUCCUGAGGCUCUUUACAGAUGUACCAUCAAAACUCAGGGAGCUGAAGCUAGAUAAGCCUAAACUGACAUGCUGGAGCACUCUGUGUGGUUACCCUCGGAUAGUUACCCAAAUUAAAAUUCACUCCACAGAAGGUCUACAGCAGCAAGACAGAUCCGGUGCCAUGGGAUUGACACAGAGCUACAGUGUAGGAGCAGAUCCCUACCUGAUUAUCAAGUGUGAGAAUCAAAAAGUUCGUUCUGCCAUCCAGAAAGACACCAUCCAUGCCAUUUUUGACACACAAGCAGUUUUCUACAGAAAGAACAUGGAACGUUCCAUUAUUGUCCAGGUCUGGAACAGCAACGUCUUUUGUGACCAGUUCCUUGGACAAGUGCUGCUGGCAGCACUCCCCAGUGACCCCAGAGAACAACAGACUCUCCAGCUCCGGGGAAAAGGCGGCCGAGAAGCAGACAAAAUGCCAGGUCACAUCACCGUCAAGGUUGUUUCCAGUGACGACCUCAUGGAGCUAUGAAUAUCAAAGCCUCGCAGACCCAGACAAGGCUGUCACCUCGCAGCAAGAAUUCUUGUCUGUGCUCUCAGUGCAAAUGACGUGGGAGCAAAGGUUUCCAGAAAGCCCUCUCUUCCUCCGUCUCUCCAUGGACGUAGGUGAGGGAGUGACCUUUUUUUUUUUCUUUUUUUUUUUGAAGGGAAAAACUAUAUUAUGCCACCACCAUGGCAGCAGAUAGGCUGUUCUAAAAUUAUGACAUUGCUCAGUACAAAACUACCACUCUCCCCACAUGUUCUAGCUGCUGGUAACAUUGUGGUAGAUGGAGCUGACUAUUCCUGGAAGUUUCUAGUGCUGUGUUUUUGUUGUUGUCUAUUUCGGGAUGAUGGCUGUGGAGCCUGGCAGGCAAAGUACUAAUGCCCAUGGUGCACAGCAAUGUUCCCGCUAUUUUUUUCCAUCUCUGUGCAGAAUAAAUUUUGUUAUGUGCACCAAAGCAUCUGUGGAUGUGCACCACCAGUAGAAACACUUGCUUGCCAGUUGUGGGCACGCUGUUCAACAGAUGGCUGGCAUCUGAAUCUCUCCUGGGUGGCUCCCCUCCCUCCAAGCACUCAGCUUACAGUGUACAGUGGUACACAGGUGGAGGAGGGGAGGGGAGUCCAGGAGCUGGACAUGUGACUAAAUUCAUGCCCACUCUUUGACAUACUUACCGGUACAUCAAUGUUUGUGAGGGAUUUGUCUGGGCUAUGGUUGGUUGAAAGUGGUUACUUUUCAAUUAAUCCUACAAUAGUUUAUAUUAACGGCAUUAGUAUUAUUACUAAUCAUACAUUAUAUGCCUCAGCGGACAUGUCAUUGCUAGAGCAAUCAGAGCAGUCAUUCCAAAUGCUGCUGAGUGGGAACCUGGUGGAAGAAGAAUCCCAGUGUUCAUUAUUCAGGCAUUGUAGCCAGGGGGAGUUUUGCCUACAGAAGGGCUGCUGGAUUAGAUCCAUCCUCCUCCUUCCUGUUUGACUUAUAGAAGGGAAUGGUGCCCUCCCAGGAAUCAAUGGGCUGGGUCUGUUACAGUCUAGGCACUGCUGCUUAAACCCCGUCUUUCCUCUCAUUAACAUCUGACACAUUCUUGCUAUGAAUAUAUCCUCACUACUAGCACAGUCCUCACUCCCCUACUGGGCCAUAAGGGCAGGGGGAAGCUAUGCAAUACUCAUGUGUAUAAAUAGGACAUGUCUUGUGGCUGGAUCCCAUUCAACGCUUUGACAGAUAUUCUGAGUGGCCUCACUCCCUCUUAAAUACUGUGGUCUCAAGCUGCCAGCGCCUUGGAGAAAAUGGUCCAGAUGCUCAGCUGCUGUAGAUCGGCUUCAGUGUUGGUGCAUUGAUUGAUGUCAGCUGACGCCUGUCAGAGGUUCCAAGAUCUAUGAGUAGAUCCUGAUCCACUGGUUGGUGACAUACAGCCCCCUAUAUGUUCUAAGCCAGUAGUCACCAACUAGUGGAUCAGGAUCUACCCAUAGAUCUUGGAGCCUCUGACAGCUUCCUGACCAAACCAGUCAGGAUCACCUAUCAAACAUUGGCCCUUCAGUUGCCCCUCCACCCACUGUCAUGCUGCUCCUGCCCUCUGCCUUGGAGCUGCCCCCUUGGGAGCCUCCUGCUUGCUGUGCAGGGUGUGGGAUGAAGAAGGGGGGAUGCUGAUGUUAGGGUGUCCCUCCUCCUCCCACUUCUGUACCCCAUCUCCACACAGAGAGAAGGGAUGGAGGGAGCUUGACAAUGCAAAUCUCUGUCACGCUCAG